This is a messenger RNA of Dujonia railenensis, 948 nucleotides long. NCBI's taxonomy places the organism in Eukaryota, Fungi, Ascomycota, Pichiomycetes, Serinales, Debaryomycetaceae. The record is from the annotation of a GenBank genome assembly.
AUGACAAUUGAUCAAGUUGUACCAAGAGGAAUUUACUCGCCUGUCACCACUUUCUUCAAAUCCGAUGCUGAUUAUUCAUUGGAUAUCGAAACGCAAAUUCAACACGCUAAAUUCUUAUAUGAGAAGGGAAUUAAUGGCUUGCUAUUAUCUGGGUCCUUGGGGGAAGCUAAUCAUCUCUCAAAAACAGAAAGGUAUUUACUCUUUUCAUCCAUAAGGAAAGCCAUUCCUGACCCAGAUUUCAAAAUUCUUGCUGGUAUCCCACCAAUUGGAAAUAUUGCUACUAUUGUUGAGGAGUGCAAGUCUGCUAAGGAUGCUGGGGCAGAUUUCGCUGUUCUUUUAGUUCCCAGUUUCUUUGGGCCAACCUUAACCUCUCAGCAAGGAAUUAUUGACUACUUUACUCGAGUAGCUGAUGAAUCUCCAUUAGCCCUCAUAUUAUAUAAUUACCCUGGGGUUUCUAAUAAUGUCACCAUAACAUAUGAAACGUUUGAGGCUUUAUCUUCUCAUUCUAAUAUUGUGGGGGUCAAAUUGACCCAUUUCAACUUAGAUGUAUACUCACAAUUGGGUCAAAAUAAGACAAUGUGUGAAGAAAACAAUUUCAGACCCUUCACAGGUUUGGGACAAGUAUUGGUCCCUGCUCUCUCAGUUGGAAUUUACGGUGCAAUUGAUGGACUUUCAGCAAUAUUCCCUAAAACUAUGCUCAGAUUGUAUAAUUUAUUCUUAGAUGGAAAAGUUGCUGAAGCUGCAGAGUUGCAAUCAUUAGUAUCUCAUGCAGAUUUAAUGAUUGCAGAACUAAAUGUUGUUGGAGUGAAGUAUGCAUUGAAAAAAUUUUAUGGUUUGGGUGAGUCUUUAACUGGCAGACCACCAUUGAGUAUAGCAGUGGACCAAGGUAAAUUUUUGAAGUAUGAACCUUUAUUGAAAAAAUUGUCCACAUUAGAAAAAUCCCUUUAA